Messenger RNA from Sus scrofa (pig), 10634 nucleotides. NCBI's taxonomy places the organism in Eukaryota, Metazoa, Chordata, Mammalia, Artiodactyla, Suidae. The record is from RefSeq and is a predicted model, not a curated record.
GCCCUGGGUCCGAAGUCGGGGCGCGCGGUGGCUGGAACGCGGAGAGCGGCGGAUGGUGCAGCCAAUGGGAGGCGGCGCUGGCUAGCGGCUGGGAGGCGGGGCCUGCGCGGGUGUUAGGUUAGCGCGAGGCGUGACCUAGUUGACAGGCUCUGAGGGCUGCUGUGGCGGCGGCCGCGGGGCUGAGGCGGGUGGGAGCCGGAGCAGUACGCCGGCUGAGGGAGGAGGGCGGCGACUAGAGAGCGGCGAAAGGCGCGGGUGCGGAGCCUCUUUCACUUUUCCCUCCCGAGUGCCCCCCCCACCCCUCCCACUCCACACACACCCUGUUUGCCCGUGAGCCUGGGGAACUUGCAGCUUAAAGCCAGCCACCCCCACAGCAACAUGUACCCCAGCAACAAGAAGAAAAAGGUGUGGAGAGAGGAGAAAGAACGUUUACUGAAGAUGACUGUAGAGGAGAGACGCAAAGAAUACACAAGGGACUAUGUUCCCCUGAACAGCAUCCCAUCAUGGAAAGAAGAGAUGAAGGGCAAGAGCCAAAAUGAUGAAGAAAAUACUCAGGAAACACCACAGGUGAAGAAAAGUUUGAGUGAAAAAGUUUCUCUCUACAGAGGUGACAUCACAUUGCUAGAGGUAGAUGCUAUAGUCAAUGCUGCAAAUGCCAGUCUUCUUGGAGGAGGAGGUGUGGAUGGCUGUAUUCAUAGAGCGGCAGGCCCCUGUUUGCUGGCUGAAUGUCGUAACCUGAAUGGCUGUGAAACUGGACAUGCAAAAAUCACGUGUGGCUAUGACCUGCCUGCAAAAUAUGUCAUCCAUACUGUAGGGCCAAUAGCCAGAGGCCAUAUUAAUGGUUCCCACAAGGAAGACCUUGCAAAUUGCUAUAAAUCAUCUCUGAAGCUGGUGAAAGAAAAUAACAUCCGAUCAGUGGCAUUUCCCUGCAUCUCAACAGGCAUUUAUGGUUUUCCAAAUGAGCCUGCUGCCAUCAUUGCCCUCAGCACCAUUAAGGAAUGGCUGGUCAAGAAUCAGCAGGAGGUGGAUCGGAUCAUCUUCUGUGUCUUCCUAGAAGUCGACUUCAAAAUCUACAAAAAGAAAAUGAGCGAGUUUUUCCCUGCUGAUGAUAAUAAAGAAGAAGAAGACAUUGACAUGAAAGAAGAUUCAGAGGGGUUAGAGCCAAAAGACCACUCUCCACCCCACAAGAAGAGCAAAGCAAAGAAGCCAGAAGGCUCCAAAGACUCUAGUGAGGAUGAGAACGGUCCAGAGGAAAAGCAAAGUGUGGAAGAAAUGGAAGGACAGAGCCAAGAAGCAGGUGGGCUCAGAUUUCUUUUGAGGAGUCUCCUAGGCCUCAUCCACAGAGAUGGUGCCAAUGCUGCUCCUGUGCCCAGCCCUUCUUCAGAAGAAGCUGAAAUCUGUAAAGAUGAAGAUUCUGCAAAGGAUGACAAUAUUACAAAAAACAGUGAAGUGAGUGACCAAGAUCAUUCCAACGGACAAGAAAAUGAUUCAAUGAAGAAUGAAAUAAAAAUUGAGGCAGAGUCCCAGAGCUCAUAUAUGGAAACAGAAGAGCUUUUAUCAAACCAAGAAGAUGCCACGAUUGUGGAUCACCCAGAAGUGGUUCCACUAACAGACGACCAAGAAGAGAAAGAAGGUGAAAAAGCUCAAGAAGAGGCCACAACUGGAGUUCCUGUGAAAAGCAAGAGUUCUGGUGACACAGAAAACUUUACAAGUCCUGAUGUUGAAAUGAAUAGUCAGGUUGACAGUGUAAAUGACCCAACAGAGAGUCGCCAAGAAGAUUAACUAAUAGGAGUGUGCAGAACAGUAAAUAUCUUUGAGCUCUUCUGAAGGAAACAAAGGCCCCCAACCCGGUGGAGAACAGUAACUUCGGGCAGAGCAUGCGAUUCCUCACCACCAAUCAGAAGAAAGUCACACACCCUGCAGCCCUCACCUCGAAUUUUGCCUAUUAAAAACUUCUUCCUGAAAGCCAUUGGGGAGUGUGGGGGUUUCGAGCGUAACUCAUUCUCCUUCCUUGGCCCUGCAAUAAACCUUAAUCUGUUCCAAACUCUGAUGAUUCAGUUUGGCCUCACUGGGCAUCAGGCACACAGACUUGCAGUCGAUAACAGUUUGAGUUUUAAAAGGCCACCUCAGUGUCAGGUUCUACUUGAUUGAGCUAAUUAGGCUCAGUCUCAGGUCAGUGUGGGCUGUAUUUACACUUCUGAUUUAUACAGAUUUGCAAGGCAAAGAGAGUUGCUUUUCAUUACUGAAAGAACUGGUUUGUCACCUAAAUGAUAUUUAAAAAUUGAUUUGCCCUACUCUGUUUUCUUUAAUUUGCUCUUCCGUGAGAAGAUUUCCAACUUAAUUGAAAUUUAAGAGUUCUUUGUUCUAGGACUUUAGUGUUCACCUUAGGCCUUCCAAAGCUUGCAUAAAGUAUUCAUCAAGGCCUGCUUUCUGAGUGCUCGAGUUAAACCCAGAGGAACAUUAUUACUAUGAUUUUUGUUUUCCUGAGUAUUAGUUUCCAGGUUUUACUUUAUAUUGUACGGCUCAGGUAACCCUACUGGUUUCCUUUAGUAUGUUUAUGAUUUCCUGAAGGGCAGAUCUAUAUGUCCUGUCUUAUAAUACCAAGCAGGGGAAGCAUUCCCCAGUGAAACAUAUCCCACAGUGUUAAUUAGCAAAAGAGAUGUAACCAUCCUAGAAAAAGCACAUUUAAAUAUACCAACUUUUAUAGACAUUGAUCUCAAUCUUAACAACUUUUACAUAUUUAACUUUAGUUUCCAUGAAGACCCAAUCAACAAGUCUUAGUCUUACAAGUUCUAGAAACUUUCUUUUUAUCCCCGGCCCAUUUUAAAUAUUUUUAUAUAAAAGACUCUGGGAUCCCCAUUGAAGGACUGAGACAAGGAACUCAGGUCCUUUUGUCAAUCUUUUAACUUGACUAAUUGGCCUAACUGUUGCCCCAUGUAAUUCUUGGCCAGAAAUCUCAGUAUAAUAUUCUUACAGCCUUAUAUAGAGAGAUAAUAAAUUGAUAAAUAUAUUUAUAAAAUACAUAAAAUAUAUAAAAACUCCUAAAAUAUAGUAUAUAAAUAUGUAUUAAAUAAAUUAGAUACCAGUAAAAACAGUUGUUUAUAAUGAGAGCACUCUAAAAAUUGACCAAUUUAGAAGUUUCUCUGAUUUAAAGGAUCCAUCAUCUGGCCAUUCAUGAGAUCUGAAUAGUGACUCAAACCAGUAAGACGCAAGAGCCUUCCCAAGAAGAUUCCCCAGCAAAGAGUGUGAAAAAUACCACCUAAACAAGAUUCAGAAAGUUUACUCUCCAAAACAGUGUAAGAAAAUAAAGGCCUUCAUCAUGCAAAGGAUAAGUGGCAAAAGCCCCUGAGAAUCAGCACAGCUAGAAUCUCAGUCUAUUCGAUUUGUUACCAAAUAUACACCAUAUGUAUACCUUUUGGGUAGUAGAAAACACCCAACAUACAUACACAUAAAUGCCUGAAGAGGAUCAGGCAGAAUAUUUACAUUUGAAAGACACAGGAGGAGAAAAGCAAGUUACCCCUAGAAAGACUUUUGUUUCUUUAAGGUUAGAAUUCUGAAAAGAUGUUUUUAUCAAGCCAGGUGUUUUUGUUUGUUUGUUUUUAACUUCAUAUGCAAUAGAAGAGCCCCAUUCCUUGUCAUUUUCAGAGGGAAUUUUCCUUUAAUUCCCAAUUAGUUGAGUGUUUAUAGGCCUAAGUUUUGUGCAUACCUUGCUGGGGUAUUAGUUGGAGGCUUACCAUCUGUCAUUCCUUUUUCCUUCGUCUUGAAAGUGUUAUUCCCCAUUCAGAGGUUGGUUUGUCAAAAUAAAAUCACUAGUGAUAAUCGAGCGGUGGGUCAAUGAGCUGCUUGUUAGCGUAACUCCUCUGGGUUUAACCCCAGAAUCAUUUCAGCCCCCUCUUAUGUGUCCCUGGCAGUGCAAGCUUUAGUUAAAAUAAGUAGGUUUCCUUAUAGGGACAGCUGCACAAGAUGAGGACUUGCCUCCACCAUACUCAUAAGUUUCUCAGUUACCCGAGAGAGCUGUUGUUGGCUGAGAGGAGAUGUCCCCUCCUUCGGAGUUGAAACCUCUCAUAAGAUUUCAGUUUUAUUUUGACAAACUCUAUAAAGGUAGCCAAUUCAAUGGAAAAUGACAGGCCACUCUUUCCUCUAAUUACCCAAUCCAACCCUAUUCUGUCUUUCAACAGAGCCAGAUCUUCCCAGUCUUUAAACUGAGGAUAACCCAGGUACCUCUUGUUGAAACUAAGUUUCAAAAAUAAUCUGCCCCUCCAGAGAGGGGUAUAAUAUUACUGAAUAAAGUUUAGUAUCAUCGACCAAUAAUAGGAGAUCUGAGAACCAGAAGAGACCUCCUCAUUUGGGCUCUCUGAGGAAGUGGUUGGGCCCAAGAGGCCUCUGCUACCACCAAGUUCUGGGUCCUUGUAGAGUUCAGAUGAAGAAGUCUGCUCUGGGCUCCUUCAUUUGGUCACCAAAAUUGCCAACUGGAAAAAAAAAUGCACAUCCUAAAAAUUGAGAAUGAUGGUUUUUUUUGGAGGAUUUUCAGAGGACUUCAGGCCUGGAGGGUAGGCUCUGAGAAAGCUCUGAGGGACCACUCCAAAGAUGCAAAGGAGGAGCCAGGACAUACAGGAUUUUUGCAGCAAAGACCAGGUAGUCAGAACAUCAAAAGUUUACUAUUAAUUAAAAGCAGACAUCUCAAGUUAAUGAAUUUAGUGCUUUUCUAUAUAUGAGAAGAUUCAAGAGUCUGGGCUAAUCAAAAUCAUUUCUUUCAUAUGCACCUUAGCUAUAUAGGACCAGGAGCCUGUUCUUUCCCAUCCUGAGUCCCUUCAGGGCUCACCGUUGGGUGCUCAUAUAUGGCAGGCAACAUUUUUCUGUCAUUCUCAAUGCAUCUUUGCUGAAGGCUCUGUACUCUCCUAGAGGUCUAUGUGGCACUAGACUCAAGCUCCAGCAUCAUGAUUGAUAAAAGUUUGAAAAUAUGUGAAAGCAAGCAGCUGUCUUCUCAUCAUGGGUUUUUUUGUUUUGUUUUGGCCGCCCUAUGGCAUUCCCAGGCCAGGGAUCAGAUCCGAGCCACAGUUGUGACCUAAGCCACGGCUGCAGCGAUACCACUGUGCCAGGUCUGGGAUCGAAUGUGCAUCCCAGCUCUCCUAAGAUGCUGCCAAUCCCUUUGUGCCACAGCAGGAAUUCUUUCCCAUCAUGGUCUGAACAUCAUUUAAAACUAAAUAUAAUAGCAUUUGGGCAAUACAUAUAUACCAUAGGUCUGCUAAAAAAUAUAAACUCACUCAAACAUAGACUUACAAGCAUUUUUUUUUAACUUUGUUCAGCUAUUUAAAAUUAUCCUGCCAUAAGCUGUAGAAAUGAUACAGUAGAGAGGUUUCCAUUAGAAAGUAAUGAAGUGAGACUAAACCUAAAUGAUUUAAAUGCAGGUUCCUCAGUAUUGCUUUACCUUUUGCUGCCAACAAACUAUAGACUGCUUGUCUAGAUUUUUUUCUUACAGACACUAUUAUUUUUCUGUGUGAUCAAUAUCUGGAUGAAGUAUUAAAAUAAGUAUGUUUUCCUUGGUUAACAUCAAAAUAUUUUCCUUGGCCAUAAACAUGAAUCUAUGUGCAUUUACCCAAAUGUAUAUGUUGUUGAAACUUAAAAGUUUAAAAUUAAAGAAACUAAACUCUAGGAAGAAGUGACUUACACAGGAUCACUUAGUAGAUCAAUGGAAGCUCAAAUACCUUGAGCACAAUGUUAUUUGAUGACACUGUACUGUUCCCUAAAUAAUAGUGUGUUUCUGAACAUAGUUGUCACAGAGAACAAGGAACUUCAUCAUUUCCUACAGUAAUAUUUAUGCAGCUGGGUUUGUAGAGGUUAUCUGGUAGUUCAACAGGAAGAAAGAACCUUUAGUUCUGUGCAUCAUACACCCAAGGAAAUUAAAUAAAUGCAAUAGAAUUAGAAUUACAGCAUUCAAAGACAUAACACAAGAAUUUUGGUGUGUAAUUUAUAAUUGCAAAAAAUCAGGGAUAUAAAUGACAAUAGGGGAACAAUUCAAUGAAUCCAUAGAACACUGUGCAAAUGUAAAAAUAAUUUUUCAACAAGUAUUUGAGGGCAUGGAAAGAUGGUUAUGGAAUCUGAACCUUUGGUUCCAAAGAAACAGCAAAUGUGGCUUCCAGUUUGGGCUUUUAAAUGGCUUUGUAACUGCCAUUUUUGUGCUCUCAGAAUGCUUGAAUUUUGGAAUCUGGCCACCCUGUAAGAAGCUCAAGCUGUGCUGUAGAAUGAGGAAGGACAUAUCGAGAGAGAUUCAGGAAACUGGGCAGUUUUGAUAUUCUGGCCCCAGUUGGAUGCCACCUAGAACAUAUGAACUGCCCAGCUGAGCCCAGGCCAGAUUAGAGAAUUGUGAGAAAUAAUAAAUCCUGAGUUGAUUGAUGCUUUGGAGUGACUUGUUUUAUAGUAAUAGGUGACUGAAAAGGUGCUGUAAAGCAGAACCCCUUUCAAUGCAAAUGUUUAGAAGUGAGAAAUAAACUGUAACAAAAAUGUUCUAAAAUACAUAGCUCAACUGACAUGAAAGCUGAGGUCAGAAAUGAAGAAGAAUUUGAAAAACAAAGCAAUAAUCUGGUGAGCUGAAGAUGCAGAAGCCCCGAAGGCUGCAGUUGGGUUGUUGUUGCAGAGAUAGGUUUUUAUGCCCAUCUAGGACCUUGGGCCAUUCAAGGUAAGGAGCUGAAAUGGCUACCUUUACAUAUAUAAAUCUGGGAUUCUCAGCUCAAGAAAUUAACAAGGAGACAAGUCUGCUAGGGUGCUGCCUGGGGAAAGAAAAAGGCUCCCAUGAUAAGUAGAAAACAUGAAUGCACCAUGCAACUGAAACACAAAUUUUCAUGCCAUUCAAAGUCAUGCAGUUUUAUCCCUGGUAGAGUUAGCAAAUGGAAAUGUAAAAUCAUCCCUUGGAAUUCCUACAUAAAAAAUAAAUUUCUAAAGAUGAGUUCACAAUUUCAAGACUUACAAAAGACAUAAGGAAAUGAUCCAUCGUAAGUGAGAGUUGAUAGGAAAAAUUAUAGGAUAAUUAUUACUAUGAGAACUUGAGAGAAUAGAACAUUUUAAAGAUUUUAUGAAAUAAAUACAUUUAAGUGACAGAUAGAAAGUAGAUAAAUAUAAGAAAAGAGAAAACUAAAAAAUUUGGAAAAAGCCAGUGAAUAUGUAGUAACAUAAAAUGGCACAUGAGAAGACCUAGGGAUGGAAGGAGAAUAACCAAGAUAUUUUGUGUUCAAUAAGAGUCCUGAAAGGAAACAGUCAGUAGUAGUUGGAAGAUACUAGUGAGGUUUUCCCUGUAUUAAUAAAAGUUCAUAAAUUUUAAGUUAAAAGAAUAAUAAAUUACAAGAAGGACAUAUUUCAAAUAAAUUCAAACUUAAGCACUGCAUAACACCAGAAACAAAGAGAAAAAAAAAUGAAAACACAGAUAAAGGAGAACUCAUCUAAAGAAAUAAGAUAGCAGGCUUCACAAGAUCAAGAAUUUAGAUCAGAAGGCAAUAGAAUAAUUGAGUCUUCAAAACAUGGAUAAAAAUAUUGUCAACAUUGAGUUCUUCAAAAUCACUAUCAUUUACAAAAAAAGUGUACCCACCAUUUUCAGAAGAAAAAAAAAAAAAAGAUUUGCUACUCACAUUCCUUUUCUCUAAAAGCUACUGGGGGAAUGGGAUCAAGAUAGCAGAGGAGUAGGACAUGAAGUUCACCUCCUCCCACAAAAACAUUAAAAAUACUUCUACAAGUGGAAUAAUUCCCACAGAACAUCUCCUGAAUGCCAGCAGAAAAGAUCUCAGACUUCUGAAAGGGCAAGAAAACCUCCAUGUAACUGGAUAGGACAAAAGGAUAAAAAAAGAGAAAGAAUGAACUGGCACGUGGCCUGCACUCUAGGGAGGUAGCUGUAAAGGAGGAAAGGUUGCUGCACAUUGGUAAGUAUCCUCACUGGUAGGGAGAUCAGCCUGGUCAGAGGGGGAGCUUCAGAACCUAGGAGGAGAAUGCAACAGCUGGCUUGUGAGAGGAAAAGUGGGGAGUAACCUGCACAAAAGGUUGGCAAUGCAGCCUAUGCUCCCCAGCCUGAAAUGCUCAUCCAUCUCUGCUAGUGGAGGGUGGGUGCUAAAGUUUGGGCUUCAGAGGCCAGACCCAGAGAAAGGACUGGGGUUGGUUAUGCAGAGAUAGCCUGAAGAGGCUGAACUAUGGCAUCUGAAGAUGUACUCAGAAGAAGCCUAGCCCAUUAAGAGGGGCAAGAUGCCAUUGUUGAUGGGCAUGUGAGGAGAAGGGCAGGACCACCAUAAGAACGUCUUUCCUUGUGUGCCCUCUCAGACAAUAGGACACUGCCUGCAGGAGCUCUAGGGGCAGGCAUGAACUGCUAGACCAUUGUGGACUCCAGAGGUGGGCAUGGACUGCCACUAUAAGACCCAUGAGUAAGUUCCAAGUGCUGCCCCACUGUUCCAGGAGCACUCAAGGGCUCCUAUACCUGUAGACCCCAUAUCAAGGGGGUAAGGACCUGUGGACUCCAUCAAGGCAUAUGCUGAGGAAAGAGGCAGCUUCUUGCUGCCUCUUGCUCCAAACUAAAAGCAGCUCAUCAAUUCCAGAUAAGAUGGCAGAAUGGAGGAAACUGACCUCACCUCCUCUUAUGAAAACACCAAAAUCACAACUAAAUUGCUGAACAACCUUCAAGAAAAAGAGAUUAGAACCUACCAAAAAGGAUAUUUUACAUUCAAAGAAAAGAGGCCACAACAAGAUGAUAGGAGGGGCACCUUCAUCAUUUAAUCAAAUCCCAUAUCUUCCAGGUAGGUGACCCCAAACUGGAAAAUAAUUAUAUCACAGAAGUUUUCCCACAGGAGGGAGAGUUCUGAGCAAGGCUCUCAGCCUGAGGUUCUGGCAUUAAGAGGAAGAGCCUCCAGAGUAUUUUUCUUUGAAGGCCAGUGGGGCUUGAAUGUAGGAGCUCCAUAGGAAUGGGGGAAAUAGAGACUCUACUGUGGGGCACAUACAAGGUUUCAUGUGCACUGGGACCCAGAAAAAAGCAAUGACUUCAUAGAAGCCUAGGUUAGACCUGUGUGUCUUGGAGGGUCUCCAGAAGAGGUGGGUGUUGGGAGUGGCUCACUGUGGGGGUAAGGACACUGGCGGCAGAGGCCUCAGGGAAUAUUUAUCAGUGUGAGCUUUACUAGAUGUCACCAUUUUGUUACAGAGACGUGAAACCACCCUACAGCCUGCAGGCUCCAGUGCUGAAACACAGCAGACCAAACAACCAUCCAAGUAGGAACACAGCCCCACCCCCACCCUAUAGGCUGCCUAAAGUCAUACUGAGCUCAUAGCCACCUCUAAACACACCAUGUGACACAGCCCUGCCCACAGGAGUGACAAUACUAGCUCCACCACCAAUGCUCAAACACCAGUCCCUCCCACCAGGAAGCCUGAACAAGCCUCUGGACCAACCUUACCAACUAGGGGACAGACACCAGAAGCAAGAGGAAUUAUGAUUCUGCAGCCUGCAGAAAGGAGACCAUAAACACAGAAAGUUAGACAAAAUGAAACAUCAGAGAAAUAUAUUCCAGAUGAAAGAACAAAAUAAAAACUCAGAAGAAUAACUAAGUGGAGAUAGACAAACUACCUGAAAAAGAAUUCAGAGUAAUGAUAGUAAAGAUGAUCCAAGAUCUCAGAACAGAGGCAUAUACAAAGAAGAUACAAGAAGUGUUUCACAGGAGCUAGAAGAUAUAAAGAUGAACAAUACAAGAACAAAUAAAAAAUACACUAAAAGGAAUCAAUAGCAGAAUAAGGCAGAAGAACAAAUAAGUGAGCCAGAAAAUAGAGUGGUGGAAAUCAUUGCUACAGGACAAAAUAAAGAAAAAAGAAUGAAAAGAAGUGAGAACAGUCUUGGAGACGUUUGGAACAAUAUUAAAUGCACCAACAUUCACAUUUAAGGGUAUGAGAAGGAGAAGAGAGAGAGAAAGUGCCUUAAAAAAUGUUUGAAGGUAUUAUAGCCAAAAACCUCCCUAACGUGGAAUAGUAUACAGUCUCUCAAUUUCAAAAGUGCAGAGAGUCCAAUACAGGAUACAUUCAAAGAGGAACACGAUGAUUCCUAUUAAUCACGCUGACCAAAAUUAAAAACAAAAAAUAAUAAACAAGGGGAAAGCAACAAAUAAUAUACAGGGGAGUGUCCACAAGGUUAUUAGCUGUUUUUCAGCAGAAACUUUGCAGGCCAUAAGGGAGUGGCAUGAUAUAUUUAAAUUGAUGAAAGGGAAAAACUUACAACUAAGAAUACUCUACCCAGCAAUGCUCUUAUUCAGAUUCAACAGAGAAAGCAAAACUUUACAGAAAAGCAAAAGCUAAGAGGAUUCACCACCACCAAACCAGCUUUACAAUAAAGGCUAAAGGAACUUCUCUAGGCAGAAAAGAAAAGGCCACAACUAGAAAUAAGAAAAUAAUGAAUGAGAAAGAUCACCUGUAAAGGCAAACAUACAGUACAGGUAAGAAAUCAUCCAAACACAAAUAUGAUAUCAAAACCAGCAGUCAUGGUAAGAGGACAAAUCCAGGAUAUUGGAAAUGCAUUUGCAGUUAAGACAACAGUAACUUAAAACGAUCUUGUAUAUAUGGAGACUGUUAUAUCAAAACCUCAGGGGAAUUUCAAACCAAAAAAAACUAUAGUAUACACACAC